CACACACUUGUGUUCAGGUCACUGAAGAGAACCCAUGACAUGUUUGUAGCUGAUAAUGGAAAACCUGUGCCUUUGGAUGAAGAGAGCUUCCCGCUGCUCUCAGAGCCUUGCUGAGCUGAAAUUGUACCUGGCCAGUACCUCUACUCCCAUCUUUUCUCUCACAAACGAAAAAUGGCAAUCAAGCUCCGUAAUGAGUACGGUCCUGUGUUGCAUAUGCCUACUUCAAAAGAAAAUCUUAAAGAGAAAGGCCCUCAGAAUGCAACGGAUUCAUACGGUCAUAAACAAUAUCCUGCCAAUCAAGGACAAGAAGUUGAGUAUUUGGUUACAGGUACACAUCCAUAUCCACCAGGACCUGGAGUUGCUUUGACAGCGGAUACUAAGGUCCAAAGAAUGCCCAGCGAAUCAGCUGCACAGUCCUUGGCAGUGGCAUUACCUUCUUCCCAGGCCAGAGUUGAGGGAAAUCGUACUGCGCCUGGUGGAACUGAAUAUCGACAUCCUGGGGCUUCUGACCGUUCACAACCUACAGUGAUGAAUUCAAUGGUUAUGGAAACUGGCAAUACUAAGAACUCUGCGCUGAUGGCCAAAAAAGCACCUACAAUGCCAAAACCCCAGUGGCACCCACCAUGGAAACUCUAUAGGGUUAUCAGUGGGCAUCUUGGUUGGGUUCGAUGUAUUGCUGUGGAACCUGGAAAUCAGUGGUUUGUUACUGGAUCUGCUGAUAGAACUAUAAAGAUCUGGGACCUGGCCAGUGGCAAGUUAAAACUCUCGUUGACCGGGCAUAUCAGUACAGUUCGAGGUGUGAUAGUAAGCACAAGGAGCCCAUACCUGUUUUCUUGUGGAGAAGACAAACAAGUAAAAUGCUGGGAUCUUGAAUAUAAUAAGGUUAUAAGGCAUUAUCAUGGACAUCUAAGUGCAGUAUAUGGUUUGGAUUUGCAUCCAACAAUCGAUGUGCUGGUAACCUGUAGUCGAGAUUCAACUGCUCGGAUUUGGGAUGUGAGAACUAAAGCCAGUGUACACACAUUAUCUGGACAUACAAAUGCAGUUGCUACAGUGAGGUGUCAAGCUGCAGAACCACAAAUUAUUACUGGAAGCCAUGACACUACAAUACGAUUAUGGGAUCUGGUGGCUGGAAAGACAAGAGUGACAUUAACAAAUCAUAAGAAAUCAGUCAGGGCUGUGGUUUUACAUCCACGACAUUACACGUUUGCAUCUGGUUCUCCAGAUAACAUAAAGCAGUGGAAAUUCCCUGAUGGAAGUUUUAUUCAAAAUCUUUCUGGUCAUAAUGCUAUUAUUAACACAUUGACAGUAAAUUCUGAUGGAGUGCUUGUAUCUGGAGCUGACAAUGGCACUAUGCAUCUUUGGGAUUGGAGAACUGGCUACAAUUUUCAGAGAGUUCAUGCAGCUGUGCAGCCUGGGUCUUUGGACAGUGAAUCAGGAAUAUUUGCUUGUGCUUUUGAUCAGUCUGAAAGUCGAUUAUUAACAGCUGAAGCUGAUAAAACCAUUAAAGUGUACAGAGAGGAUGAUACGGCAACAGAAGAAACUCAUCCAGUCAGCUGGAAACCAGAAAUUAUCAAGCGAAAGAGAUUUUAAUGUGGCAUUGUCUUCAUGGUGKUUUUUUUUUUUUUUUUUUUAAGCUUGGCAUUGAUGAGGAUGUCGGUUAUUUUGUGUUCUUGCGGGAAUGUAAAGCAGAAACUCAUUUACUGGAAUCAUUGCUGCUUAAUAUUUUACAAUAAACUGUCCCCUAUGCCCCCCCCCCCGUGUUUUUAUUUGUAAAAUAAACAUUUUGUGAUCCUAGAAAGUAAGAUGCAAAUAUCAAGCACAUGGAGGUUUAUUAGACAUGACUAUUCUAAAGACAAAAUUCUUGAUAGUUUUAUUAAAAAGCCUCUUUUAAAAAUUGUCUAUUAUAACAACRCAUUUUGAGGGGAGCAGGUGGUUUUUACAAUCCUUUAAAAACUGAUAAUUUGGGAUUUAAAAGUUUUAGUCUUAAUUUAUAUAUGUUCAUUUCAAAAGCAGUUUUUGAGUUUGUUCUUUAGAAUUCAGCAGUAAAUACUGUUCAGGAAAAGAUAAGAUUUAUCUGUCUCCAAAACUUCCAGUUUUGCUAGCUUACAGAAAUGCUGUAAUACAGGUAUAGGUGUAAUGCUAGAGGAACACUGAGGAAAAAGCUAUUCAUCAUUCAUCUUUCCCAKAGAGGGCUGGGGAAGACUUCAUUGAGGAAGGACCAUUUGAACUGACCUUGAAGUCAAGGAGGGCAAAGGAAACAGUGUUCUAAGCUGAGGCAUUAACUGGAUGAAACCAGAUGCRGGAACCUGAGUGGUGUACUCUAGGACAGAAUUGUCUGUCACAGUUGACUAAUGGGAUACAAAGCUGGUUCAUGUUAGGAAAAGCUCAUGGUCUGAGUUUGGAUUCUAUUCCACAAGCAGUAGGAUACCAAUAUUGUAAUAGAAACUUAGGGAAAUAACUAUGGAGAUACCACUGAAGAUACUUAAAGCAGUAGCAAGGGGUACAAUCUUCUGGAGAUUGUAUAGGAAGGUGUUUAAAAUUUCUAAUUCUUAUAUCUCCUGGUAAAUAACAAAUUUUAUAAAUCCUGCCCUUGAGGUCCUGAUUCCCCAUCAGUCAAGAUUUGUCCCACUUCACCUAUAGUCAGAAGAUUGUUAUAAGAACAAUCAAUUUAAAAAUUUUCCCAAGUUAAAAAAUUGUACCAUGAGUUCAAACAUUUCCAGACUUUACGUAUCCCAUCUUGCAUGCUGUAGGUGGGAGUAUAAUUGUAACAAUCUUUAGAAGUGUAGUUUUUUGUGUUUAUUGAGAAUAUUUGAAUCAUUGGCCCAGUAACUUCAUUUCUAGGAAACGGCCUAAUAGGAGUAACCUGACAAGUGUACACAAGGAAGUUCAUUGCACCUUUGUUCUUUAAUAUUAAAACUAACCCAAAUGCCCUAUCAUUAAGGAGCUAGUUUAAUAGAUAUGAUCCUCCAACUUAUUUCUUUGUAUUCAUGAAGAGAGUGAGGAACAUCUUGACUUACUAGGGCAAGAUGUCCAAAGUUUGCUCAUGUAAAAGGAAGUUGUAUAUGCAUUYUUGUAAAAUAAUGAACACUAAAAAAUAAUGGGAAAGUAGCGCCAGGUUGUUAACAGUGGCUUUGUGAAGGAGUAGAAUUGGGAAAUUUUCAUGGUCUGCUUUAUAUAUUUCUAUAAUGUUUUACUUUUCUAUAAGCAUGUAUUUUGUAAACUUAAA
Messenger RNA from Urocitellus parryii (Arctic ground squirrel), 3226 nucleotides. RefSeq names its product pleiotropic regulator 1 (gene Plrg1). The record is from RefSeq and is a predicted model, not a curated record. Gene Ontology annotation, biological process: mRNA splicing, via spliceosome. Lineage: Eukaryota; Metazoa; Chordata; Mammalia; Rodentia; Sciuridae. Gene Ontology annotation, cellular component: Prp19 complex; precatalytic spliceosome; catalytic step 2 spliceosome. Gene Ontology annotation, molecular function: protein binding.